Bufo bufo (common toad) is the source of this 2503-nucleotide messenger RNA. It is a transcript of the gene SGCB, whose product is annotated as sarcoglycan beta. Bases 24 to 959 code for a protein of 311 amino acids. NCBI's taxonomy places the organism in Eukaryota, Metazoa, Chordata, Amphibia, Anura, Bufonidae. Gene Ontology annotation, cellular component: sarcolemma; sarcoglycan complex. The record is from RefSeq and is a predicted model, not a curated record. The transcript has 6 exons. Gene Ontology annotation, biological process: muscle organ development.
GUCAGGCUCAGGACUGAGGGAAGAUGGCGGCCGCCGAGCAGAGCUCUAAUGGGCCAUUCAAGAAGUCAAUGCGGGAGAAGGCGGUAGAACGCAGAAAUGUGAAUAAAGAGCACAACAGUAACUUCAAAGCCGGAUACAUUCCCAUUGAUGAAGAUCGUUUGCAUAAAACUGGCCUGAGAGGCAGGAAAGGCAACUUAGCCAUUUGUGUGAUUGUCCUCCUGUUUAUCUUGGCUGUCAUCAACUUAAUUAUCACAUUGGUCAUAUGGAUUGUCAUUCGUAUUGGUCCUAAUGGCUGUGAAAGCAUGGAAUUUCAUGACAGCGGCCUUCUCCGGUUUAAACAAGUCUCUGACAUGGGCGUAAUACAUCCAUUAUACAAGAGCACCGUGGGUGGACGACGCAGUGAAGAUCUGGUGAUCACAGGCAACAAUCAGCCGGUGAUUCUUCAACAAGGUUCGACUGUAUUGAAAGUGGACAAGAAUAAGACCUCCAUUACUAGUGACAUCGGCAUGGAGUUUGUGGACCCUCGAACGCAAAACACUUUGUUCAGCACAGAUUAUGAGAAACAUGAAUUCCAUUUGCCAAAAGGAGUAAAAACGCUGAAUGUACAAAGAGCAUCUACAGAAAGGAUUACCAGCAGCGCAAGCAGCGAUCUUAAAAUAAAUGUUGAUGGACAAAUCACUGUCCGUGGAAAUGAAGGAGUCUUUAUAAUGGGAAAGACCAUAGAUUUCCGGACUGGUGGAAACAUUGUACUAAAAGCAGAAAACAGCAUAAUUCUGAAUGGCAGCGUGGUGGUCACUCCUUCCCGGUUACCUACUUCCACAGGGGAGCUGAUGUACGAUGACGGGACGGAGCGUUACAAGCUCUGCAUGUGUGCAGAUGGGACUCUGUUCAGAGUACUGGUGGAGAGUCGUAACAUGGGUUGCCAAACCUCAGUUAACCCUUGUGGAGCCACAUUUUAAAGAGUGAAACCAAGACAUCAAUUCAUGCAAACACUUUCAGUAUUUGUUCUGUGUGUGAACUGUUGGGGUACUGUAUUAUAUUUUGCAGCCUGUUUUACAAUGCUAUCUGUCUGCUUCAGUAAUUCAGAAUUAUACCUCACAUCCAGGUAUUUGCAGUCUUUCUGUCAGGGAAUGUAUCUAGGACAUGUCUUUAUUGUACCUACAUAAAAAAUUGUAGGGGAAGUAUUUCCUGACAUAACCUUUCAAUACCACUUGGCUUGUUUAAAGCUUUUCCGGAAGGCUGAUCAUACAUAUAAGAUAACUCUGGGCUGAACGCCAUCCUUCCUGAUCACCCCAUACACAUGUGUGGUCUGCUGGGCCAAGAAUUCAUCUUUUGUGAAUAGGUGAGGGGAGAAAGCUCAACAAAAUCAUUGGGCUAUUGACAUCCAAUUCCCCAAUCCUUAUCCUACCCAACAUCUGCCACCGAGGGAGGGUUGGGAGACCCCCACAUACAUUAGCAGGUGUAUCUGACACACAUCUAAUGCGUAUGGCCAUCUUAUGGAGAGUUUCAGACUUUUUUUUAUUGUAGAGAUCAUUUUUCCACCUCCUUUUGAAAGUGUCCUUUCUAUCUUAUCUUACAAAUCUUAGAAAUGUAUACAAUCUUAUACAAAACUUUCAGCAGCCCCUGUCAAAUGACGUAAGGUUAAAGUAUUCUCCUGUCUUAGCACUGCUCUUUCUGUCACCAGGGUUGGGUGAAUAUGACAUGGAAGCCGUAUGCUGUAUAUGAGCCUGGUGAAAUGUGCUCAUGUGUGCAGCAGUAGUUGAUUAUUUACCAAGAGCCGCUAUCUAAAGACUACAGUAUACACAAAUCUAGUUUGGGACUUUUCGAUUUGUACAUGUUUUCCAUUUUUGAUUGAGAAGCAGCAUACGUUCAGUUGCUUCUGUUUACUUGUAGGCUUUGCAGUUAUGUGAGCCUAAAGACCCCUUUACACAACCAAAGAACAGGAGGGAGCAGUCCUGAUAAUUGCCCUGUAUAAAGGUGCUGCCGAUCACGAGAUGAACAAGCUUGUUCAUUGGGUGAAAGCAAGAAAUCAUGCUGUCUAAACAGAGAUCUGCUGCCCAGAAACAAUGAUUCUCUAAUGGGUAUACGCAAUUGCAGCAGCAAUCCCUCGUCCCCAUUCAGUGGAGGAGAUUGUUGAACUUAAAUGCAUGUAUGCAGGCAUUUAUCAGGAACAAAUGGAUUGUUCCCAAUAAUUGCCUGCUGUGUCGGCCUGUGUAAAGGGGCCUUAAGGGUUGUCACACACAUUAGAUUUGAUCCUGCAGCCAACUAUGUAAUAUGUAUGUGGGUCUUCCAACUCUCCCCAGGAGAAAGUUUAAUUGAGAAUGCAGGCUUUCAAGCUGCUCAGUUUUUUGUUCCCUAGGGAGAUAUGGCGCUCCUGAUAAGGCAGUGACAUAUUCCCCUCUCCACAUUAAAUAUGGAGAGUCCAGAAGAAUAGCUGUCACUUGAACGAUUUUUAAGUAUAUGGCCACCUUUCUGUUUUUACGGACACUACACCAGCCAGCAA